Gossypium raimondii (Peruvian cotton) is the source of this 2868-nucleotide messenger RNA. Its product is annotated as MLO-like protein 11. Gene Ontology annotation, biological process: defense response. Gene Ontology annotation, cellular component: membrane. NCBI's taxonomy places the organism in Eukaryota, Viridiplantae, Streptophyta, Magnoliopsida, Malvales, Malvaceae. The coding region runs from base 909 to 2579 and encodes 556 amino acids. The record is from RefSeq and is a predicted model, not a curated record. The transcript has 15 exons.
CUUCAUUAAAGUUUUUCAUUUCCAAAAGCUGAAACUCCAAUUUUAUGGUUCCCUAAAGUGCAGAAAUUUAAAAAAGUUUUUUAUUUUAUUUUAUUUUUACAUUUGUAAUUUCAACUCUGGGUUUUUCAAGUUUAUUCCAAAUCUCUUCUUUUUGCUAUAAAAAAGAGAUCUGAUAUUACUAUUUUUCACUUAAGUCCCUCUUGUCUUUUCUAGUUUUCUUCCAUCUAUUUUAGUGUCUAAAAGAAGUGCAAAAAAAUUACACAUUUAUUACAAAAGAGUGUUCAAACUUUAGACAUAAAAGCCGUGUUUAGCAUUUGAGUGGCAAAAAGCUGUUGAAAAUAUUAACUCUUUCCUUUAAAAGUUUUGUUUUUUUCUUAGUUUAUAAGGGUAGUAGUUUAAUUACUCAGUACCUGGAUCAAACCCCAUUAUUGCAUUUAAGAAAAAGCCACCAAAUACCCCUUUUUUGGUGUUUUUUUCAAAGUCUCAUAGCUCAAAUCAAGCUUCUGCCUUGAUUUUAUUGUUCAGAAGCUUAAAAAUAGGGGGAAAAAGCUAUUCUUUUAGUGUAUUUUUGUUGUUUUAAGUUGAAACUAGAAGUACUCUUCUUUUAAAUCCUUGUUCUUGAUUCAAGUGUUCAUAUGCUGUAGUUUAAGAGUGUGUGUGGAGAUUUGGAUUGUUCUUUGAAGUAAACGAACAUAAUAUGUUGAUAUUUAGUUUGUUCUUUUUGAAGAUUUAGUGGGAUAAACUUCUGAGACAGGAUAAUAGUCAAGACAUAGAUUGCUGGUUUUUUUUGUGUGUUUAAAUUAAUGUAGGAUUAUUGUACUUUAAGACAUAGUUGCAGCACUUGUUUGAAUGAUUUUGGUGGUGGGAUUAGGUUUGAAAGGAAGGUUUUGAAAGGGUUGUAUUCAAAAAUGGUGGAAGAUGAGAAAAAUGAUAAAGAAAUGAGAUCAUUAGCAUUAACACCAACAUGGUCAGUUGCCACUGUUUUGACAAUCUUUGUUGUGGUAUCUUUGAUCGUUGAACGGUCGAUUCACCGGUUAAGCAAGUGGUUACGGAAAACUAAUCGGAAACCUCUGCUUGCGGCAGUGGAGAAGAUGAAAGAAGAGUUAAUGCUGCUUGGUUUUAUAUCACUCCUUCUAAUAGCAACCUCAAGCACAAUAGCCAAUAUUUGUAUUCCAUCGAAGUUCUACGAUAGUACCUUUGCACCAUGCACCAAGUCCGAGAUUGAUGAAGACCUUGAAGAUGAUUCUUCUAAGGAACGUAAGCUUUUGACGGCUGCCAAUUUUCAUUUAUUUAGGAGAAUGUUGAAUGGCAUGAACCGGAAUACCUGCGCAAAGGAUCAUGAGCCAUUUGUUUCAUACGAAGGUCUUGAGCAGUUGCAUCGCUUCAUUUUUGUCAUGGCAAUCACCCAUGUAUCAUAUAGUUGCUUAACAAUGUUACUUGCAAUUGUGAAGAUUCAUAGUUGGAGGGCAUGGGAGGAUGAAGCUCAUAUGGAUCGACAUGAUAUAUUAAAUGCAAAAGCAAGAGAGUUGAUAAUGCGAAGACAAACAGCUUUUGUCGUAAACCGCGAGUCGAACAACUUGACCAAAAACAGUCUUUUUAUUUGGGUGAAAUGUUUCUUCCAGCAAUUCGGAUAUUCAGUGGUUCGUGCUGACUAUUUGACUCUCCGCAAGGGCUUCAUCAUGAAUCACAACCUGACGUCGAAGUACGAUUUUCAUGGCUAUAUGAUUCGUUCUAUGGAGGAAGAAUUUCAACGGAUUGUUGGUGUUAGUGCUCCGCUUUGGGGAUUUGUUGUCGCGUUUAUGCUGUUCAACGUGAAAGGGUCUAAUCUGUAUUUCUGGAUAGCAGUCCUUCCCAUUACCCUUGUUCUUCUUGUGGGCGCAAAGCUACAACAUGUCAUCGCAACCUUGGCACUAGAGACUGCCGACAUGACUGGUUAUGUUACUGGAGCAAAGCUGAGGCCUCGAGAUGAACUUUUCUGGUUCAAGAAGCCGGAAUGGUUGUUGUCCCUUAUACAUUUCAUUCUAUUCCAGAAUGCAUUCGAACUGGCUUCAUUUUUUUGGUUCUGGUGGCAAUUCGGCUACGAUUCAUGCUUCAUCCGUAACCAUACGCUUGUUUACAUAAGACUUAUUUUGGGGUUUGCUGGGCAAUUUAUUUGUAGCUACAUCACUCUUCCACUCUAUGCUUUGGCCACUCAGAUGGGAACGAACUAUAAGGCAGCGCUAAUUCCGCAAAGGAUACGGGAUACAAUCCAUGGAUGGGGCAAAGCAGCAAGGAGAAAGAGGAGGCUCGGACGUUUCACCGACGAUUCAACCAUACAUACGGAAACAAGCACGGUAAUGUCACUCGAGGAAGAUGAGCACCAGUUGAUCGAUAUUCACGAAGAUGACAAGGACACAUACAAUGAGGUAGAGUUGCAACCGCCACCAAACGUUACAUCCACUCCUUCCCCGGCAUUUGCUAACGAAAAUUCGAGCCGGGUUGGUACACCGUUACUUAGGCCGUCUUCUUCCGUUUCGGCAUCGACAAUCUCUAAACUUCAAAAGGAAGAUUUCCAAAGAUCAUCUUCAAUGCCAAAAUGACACAAAACUACAUGUGUAAUCAUUUUAGGCAUAGGACAAAAAGUGAAUAACAAAGUAAUAGUUAUUAGAUUUGCAGAUGAGAUCAUAGUUAUUGUUGUUCAGAUUUUUAAAAGUAUUCGUAUCUAACAUUUGUAUACAACAUAUAGGUAUAUGCGUUUAAUCUUCUAAAUAUAUGAAAAAACUGUUUGUAUUUAACACCAAUCGAGUUACAUUGUGGUGUUGCUCAAAUUUAUAUAAAAAGAAGUCGGUACAUGGACUAAUAUGUACAUUUUUCCGAUAUUAAAUUAAA